AUGGGAGGCAAGACGGCAAGAGCUUGUGACAGCUGUUUACACAAGAGGGCACGUUGGUUUUGCGUAGCAGAUGAUGCUUUCCUUUGCCAAGCAUGUGAUGCGUCGGUCCAUUCGGCGAAUCAGUUAGCAAGUAGACACCAAAGAGUCAGGCUUGAGACUGCGUCAUCAUUUAAGAUUGGUUCAAUAAACACUGAUCAGGAUUAUUCUCCACCAGCAUGGCAUCAAGGGUUCACAAGAAAGGCAAGAACCCCAAGGCAUAACAACAACAACAACAACAACAACAAGUCAUUACCGGUGCAACAAAAGAUCAAAGAUGAUCGAGAGAAAUUCUUGAACCCACUUCCUCUUGUUCCUGAAAUUGGAAGUGAAGAAGAGGGAAAUAUGGUCGCUGAUGAGAAUGAAGAUGAUCAGUUUCUUUGUAGGGUUCCUGUGUAUGAUCAGUUUGCAGCAGAAUUAGGUGACAUAGUAACAAGUGAAGAUGGAAAUAUGGUUGUUGAUGUUUUCGGACAGGAAGGGACAUGUGACUUGGAUAACCUACCAGGGCUUUUACCUUCAGACAUGGAUCUGGCUGAGUUUUCUGCAGAUGUUGAGAACUUACUGGGACAGGAAGCUGAUGAGGAAUCUCAUGAUACUCUGGAUGUAGGGCUGUUAGAUUGUAGUAAAGAAGAAGACGAAGGACAGUUUUGUUUCGAGAACAAAGUAGUGAAAGUUAAGGAUGAGCAAGAAAUGGAAGCAAUCAUAGCUUGUCAUUUUGACCAAGAUUUCAAUAUGGCAAGAGAAUCAUUAUUGGAUUGGAAUUUCGACUACAAGACUCUGGUGGAAGGAGAUGAAGAGGUGGACGAGAAGGUGGUGCCAGUGCCUGAGACAGCGAUGAUGAAUAGCGGAUACAAGAAGGAGAUGAAGAGGAACGUAUCUUUGAGGCUUGAUUAUGAGUCAGUCAUCACUGCAUGGGCCAGUCAAGGUUGUCCAUGGACUACAGGAAGCCGACCUGAGCUCAACCCUGAUGAUUGUUGGCCUGAUUCCAUGGGUGCGUGCCUUAAUGAAGCUAAUCAUCCAUAUGGAGGACUGAGAAGAGGUGUAGAUGGGGGAAGAGAAGCGAGGGUGAUGAGAUAUAAAGAGAAGCGAAGAACACGAUUGUUUUCAAAAAAGAUAAGGUACGAAGUAAGGAAAUUGAAUGCAGAGAAAAGGCCUAGAAUGAAAGGCAGGUUCGUCAAGAGGACAUCCUUCAUGGGGACUGCAGAGUUUCCUUACCUCAACAAGUAA
Messenger RNA from Dovyalis caffra, 1263 nucleotides. Lineage: Eukaryota; Viridiplantae; Streptophyta; Magnoliopsida; Malpighiales; Salicaceae. The record is from the annotation of a GenBank genome assembly.